AUGGCAACACAUUCAGCUGUCGGCCCCUUCCUCGUGGUUGUGAGCAUGAUUCUCAUGGCCACCACCUCUCGAGCUUUCCUCAAUUUUAGUGAGUUCCAAAACAACGUUCAACCCAAAGCUCCGGUGGCCGAAAUAGGCUCCCCUUCUUUCACCUUCAACUGCACUGUGAACAGAAGCGACCUCACGGCGAAGGACAUCGUCUGGAAGCACUACAGCGAGGAGCUUCCUCGGGAAUGGUACAACAUCGUUAGCACGACCCUGAUCCAGCUGGUCAUCCCCAACAUCACGGAGAGCUCGCAGGGAAACUACGAGUGUCGCUCACGGUUGGACGACAGGCACAUUGGGGGGGAGAGGCUUGAAGUCGGUUGGGCCCUCAACUUUGACAUAUUCCCCACAAUGCAUCACACUGCACCUGUGACCUGGCUUAUCGCCACUAAUGACCUGAUGACCUUUCUAGAUCCUCCCGAUCAGCCCACGUUCGAGCGCUGUCUGUCGGACAAUCUCGGACCCUUCACGUGUUGGUGGAACCGCGGGCGCGACCCCAUACUCAAAACAACCUACAACCUGACUUACACCUUCAAAGUGGGAAAAGAGGCCAAGGUGUGUCCAUACUUACAAGUUGAACAAAACAAGUUGAUCUGCCACUGGGACCUGUCUCAACCGGUUAUGUAUGGGAACUAUCACAGAAUAGUUGUGACGGCAGAAAAUAGCCUCAGCAAAGCUACGUCAGUGCCCAAGUUUCUCGACCCGGACGAAUAUGUGAAACCUAGGAGUGUUCGGGAUGUGGUAACCUCCAAUGUUGGGGCAGAUGCACUGACUGUCAGCUGGCAGGAGCCAGAGGGCCUGGAAUCUUCUCACUUCACUUUGUUCUACCAAGAGAAGAAUGCGAGCAGAGACAAGUCUCUGGAACUGCGGGACUUGAACCCCUACACAGAUUACACUAUCUGUGUGCGCUCCCAUCCUUUGGAGUAUCAAACUUCGGAUAAGUUCAACGGCUUCUGGAGUGACUGUGCUCCCAACUACACUGUCAAGACCCAGGAAGCAGCUCCCUCUGGACAAGUAGAGGCUUGGCUGCUUGUUUCAAGGGACAGUGGAGACCAAAGAAAUGUCAAGGUCUUGUGGAAGCCUUUACCACCUUGGGACCGCCAUAGUGAGGCAAUAGACUAUGUCGUCACUUACUUGCCGCGGUCAGAAGAUGGAAUGAUGGUACCUUCCGAGAGGAAGACGUACGUUUUCAACAACCAGACGACGGACAGUGGGGAGACUCUGCCAAGCGAUCUGUUCCAGGACGACAGAACAUACGUAAUCCGUAUUUCAGCCAACAACACUUUGGGAAGUACUUCUCGUGUAACAGCAAUGACUGUACCAAACUCCAAGUGCUCCAACAGAUCUGAGCUCUGUGGUCCUGGACGACGAUACAAUUCAGUUGUCAUGGCAACCAAUGUCCCAAACCGCAACGGAACUCAAUUGGGCGGCUAUAUCGUUUUCUGGGCGGGAGUGGAUGAAGUACUUCAGCUGUACCAGUGGGUGGAGAAGGGCUGGGCUCACAUCAAUAGCUCGCAGUCAACAGUUGACGUGACAGGACUACGUGUAACCAAACCAACCAGGUUCGAGUUCGGAGUGUUGGUUAAAACGGCGGGCGGAUUCGGGACACCGGUGUACAUCAGCAAUUACACUAAAACAGAUGUACCCCAAGGAUCCGUGGAGGAUGUGGAGGUAAACCCUACAGGACCCAACAUCCUGAAUGUAUCAUGGAAACCCCACGCUCUUCAGUGGCGAAACGGCCUACUACAAGGGUACAAGAUCCGCUACUGCCAGGUGUCCAGCUGUGAUGAUCAACCCCCUUGCUCAGAAGCUAGUGAGGUCAACGCCCUGGGGGAAGAUACCAUUUCCCACCAGCUGGAGGGGUUGAUGCCCUACACCUGGUACCGUGUCCAAGUGGAAGCAUUUAACACCAAGGGUAGCAGUGAUCUUAGUGAUCCACAGUGUAAGCAGACAGAGCAAUCAGCUCCUUCGGAUGCUCCUACAAACUUGACCUUUGUGAUUGCACAAGCUGAUCUGGUCAACCUCAGCUGGGUCCCUCCGGUCACCCCCAAUGGAGUCAUCACUAAGUACAACGCUAAGAUCAACGGAGAAUUAAAAGAGUUGAAUGUCGCUGAGCCCCCAGUGACCCUGACUGUCUUCGGCGACUCAAGCUACAACAUCAGUGUUCAGGCCUGUACGAUAUCGGAGUGUGGACCUCUCAGUGCACCCGUCAGCUUUAAGACCCCCAUUGGAGCCCCUGGUCCCCCUCCCAUUCCUACAAAGCAGAGUGCAAGAGACUCGUCCAUCGUGCUAGAGCUGUCUGCCCCCAACCAUGCCAAUGGUCCCGUGUACCAGUAUGUGGUUUUCUACCAACCCCAAAACUCCACUGUUGGGCCUCUGAACAUAACAGUACCUGCAGAUGCACAAACUGCGGAGGUGACGAUUGAGAACUGCGACGGGCCUGUGACGUACAACUUCUGGGUACGGGCCGUGAACAUGGACGCUAACGGGAAGCGUCUGGUCGGAGAGAUGAGCCCGGUGUUAGAGCAGGAGAUGUGUGGUGCAGUCCCUGCAACAGGACCUUCUGUCUCAGUAACAGUGAUUGUCAUCGUGGCAGCCUUGGUGGUGACACUGUUGUUUGUCGGAAUUCUUUUCAAGAAGAACAAGGACAGCCUGAAGAAAAAGCUGUUCCCCUAUGUGCCUGGGCCUGUACUGCCGUAUUACGAUGUGGAUGAGGAUAUGAUGGACCCGUACAAUGCAUACGCCCAGCUGAACUUCCCUACCAUUAACUAUUGCUACAACAAUGAGAAGGAACAAGUCGACAACAUUGCUGACUUCUUGAACAGAGGGUCGGAGAGGGUCCAGUUGGUCCAGAGUGAUGCCAACAUGAACUCGACUAUGCCCAUCACCGAUACAGUCGACAAGACGGAAGAAAAGCCUGUUGAUCAGAACUCGGCCGAUGAUCGCCGCUCCAGUGGCUACAGCACGGACCCUGCUGUUGGUGAGGCGGAGCCUGCCGACAACAGCCAGCCCAAGGGACUGGACCCACAGGCUCUCCAGGCACAGGUUAGCAAGGAGUCGGGUGGCUCCAUUGCUCCUUACACCAAACUGGGAGAGAAUGAGGAAAAACCUGUGGUUGGUCAGCCAAGUGUCAGCCCUGAGGGUAUUGAACUGGUAGAGAUGGGAGCCGCUGCAGCUGAUGAUCCUCCUGCUAGAUCACCAGAGUCCCCAAUCCAAGACGUUGCUGAUUACCUGAAAACGGCAGACGGGAUCAUGGACUAUGUUCGCAUGGGAGCCGGAGAAGACUACAACGUGAAGAGUGGUGUCGACACUCCAGACUACCUCCAGACCUACACUCUCCGCAAUGAUAUGGCAAAACCAGCCCAGGGAAAGGUCAAACCGAUGGAUGGGUACGUCCGGGCGGCGACGGGAAAGCCAGGCCAGUUCGUCGAGCCGGACUAUCAAACACGGUACAGUCUGGAAUCACUGCCGGUGACGUCAGGAUCGUCCGGAUACACGGCUGAUGAGAGCAACCCGAGCACCACCGUGGAAGAGCCGUCCUCUCCAGAGAGCCAACUGAAGAACUACAUCAGCAAAUCCAUGCCCAACAUCCUGCAGGGGUUCCCGUUCGCCCCGGCAACGGUCGCCGGGAUUUCCACGCUGACACCCGGCAAAGAAGCUCCAAAUCAUGCUGCUGAAAAUACCACGUACAUCAGAACAACGGGCGAGAUAAAUGUGUGAUGUCAAAAUGUGAAAAAAAUUCUUUUCCUUGUCAGAGGAAGUUGUCCUAAAAUUUCUAAAGCUUUAAUCGUAGUUGUGCAUGUGCAUUCUUUCAGAUGCAUUCCAGAGUUGUAUAUGGAUAUUUUGUAUCAAUUUAGAUCUAAUUGAAAGUUGUAUAUUACACGGAUUUCCAGAUGGGAAUUAGAUGUUUAGGGUCAGAAACUGGAUUUAUAAAAAAAAUUAUGAAAACUAUUUAACAAGGCACUUAACUGAUAAUCAGGAAAGAGAAAAACAAAGUGAUUGAAAUUUGUUCAUUCAUUUAGGCAGAAGUUACCAGAUCUCAAAAAUGUUACCAUAAAAGGGUUUAGCAUAUUUUUGCCUAAAAUAGUUACAUAGUUAUUCUCUUUGGAUGAGCAUUUGUUAUGUUGCAUAACACUGGAUUAUCAAUAAGCAGUUAAUGUACCAAAUGUUGCUUUGGUUAGACCAACAAAAACUUUUGUUUCUUGAGUGUUUUUUUUAUAGCUAGUCAAGGAGUUAGAAGUCUUGCAUGUUCUUUAUAUUUGUAGGCAUGGCAAAAGAUUCAGGGAUGGAUGCAUAUGGAAUAAGUAGCUUAUGAUUAUAUAGCCCUGGACUUACUACAAGUACUUACAUGUACAUGGACUUAAAUCUCUCUAGCAUUGACAGUGAUUGUGUUUUACUUUGUCUUCAUCAUCUAUCUUACAUGUCUCACUUAAAAGAGUUGGAGACUGAACAAAGUUUAAUCUCCAGUAUUCCUUUAUAUGACAUGUCUUGUUGACCAGGCCCUUUAAACGUAAUAUAAGUAUGUUUUCUCUUACUAUUGUUUGUUUUCAGAGAAAAAGAAUCGUUUCUUUACAACAGGGUAAAGAUCAAUGCAGGGGAGUUUUUCCACCCACCCCCUCCCAACUGAGAUUAUACAUGUAUGUGAGAGAUGGUCAAACCAUAACAAUUACUAUAAUCAUGAAAUGUGGCCUAAGUCAGAACCGAUUUUCAUUCAGUUAAAAGUUGUCACGUUCUAAUGAGAUAUGUUGUAGUUUGUUAUGUUAGCACAUGUAUGUACUAAGUAGCUGCUUCUCAGUGACAUUGUAACGUUACAUGCAUACUUCAGUAAGGAAUUGUUAUGGAAAUCUGACACAGUAAACCAUAAUUGUGUACUGAUGUGUAAAGAAAUUAGCUAUUCAAUGGUGACUGAAUGUGAGAUGUAUCAGAUAGAAUAUGUGUAUUAUAAACUAAGAUGUUGCACUGUAACAGUGUAAGCUUAGAGGGAUCAUGGAUGUGUCAGCACACUUUGUUGGAAAUGUCUGCUGAAUUUCUAUAAAAUGUAUAUAUAGGGCAAUUGUUAUAAUGGGAACAGAUUUAAACAGGAAGUCUUUUAACACACAGUACUAGUGCCACUUCUUUUAGCCCCAAUGAUAAAAUACAUCUGCAAUACACAAUAAACAAUACACAGUCUUCUUGCAAGAAGUAGCAGUCUUUUGUUAUAUGCAAAUGUCAGGUUUUUGCAUAGACAGGUAGUCAGAAACAAUGUUUUUUAAGGCCUUAGAUAUGGUAAAUCGUUGCAUUCAUCAUACAUUAAAUGUAGGUUUAAUCGGAGCCAUUUUGAAGGCACUAUGCUAAAAAUGAAUUUUACCCUUCUAAAGUACAAAAGAUACAGUCCAAUGUUUGUGUUUGUGUGUUUUU
This is a messenger RNA of Branchiostoma floridae (Florida lancelet), 5442 nucleotides long. RefSeq lists its product as uncharacterized. The coding region runs from base 1 to 3765 and encodes 1254 amino acids. Gene Ontology annotation, biological process: cell-cell adhesion. Lineage: Eukaryota; Metazoa; Chordata; Leptocardii; Amphioxiformes; Branchiostomatidae. The transcript has 19 exons. Gene Ontology annotation, molecular function: protein binding. The record is from RefSeq and is a predicted model, not a curated record.